Molecule: messenger RNA, 1877 nt
Organism: Malania oleifera
Lineage: Eukaryota; Viridiplantae; Streptophyta; Magnoliopsida; Santalales; Ximeniaceae
Product: adenine nucleotide transporter BT1, chloroplastic/mitochondrial-like
Exons: 3
Coding region: 405-1643 (412 amino acids)
Biological process (GO): transmembrane transport
Source: RefSeq, a predicted model, not a curated record
AAGCCAUCCUUUGAGGACACAAAACAAGAGCUUAUUGAGGAAUACACCCUUCUUUCUCUGCUCAGAGAGAGAGAGAGAGAGAGAGGAAAGGAAGAACUACACUCACUGGAUUUUUUUUUCCCUCCGACCAAAUCACCUGGUACCAUCUAGCCCUGGUAGUUGAUGUCCUUCUUGUUGAAUGUAUCAUAUACUUUAUUCUGGGUUAGCCAUACUCACAAGUUUGUUUGCUUCUUUUUGACAUAAAAAUUAGACUUUUUGCUCAAGUUGUUGACACCCAACUGGUUAGUUGCGUUUUUGGAGUGCCCAUUUGCUCAAACUCCAUUUUCUAUGAUUCUACGACAGCCAAAAUUUUUCUGGGUGUGUUGAAAACCUGAAGAAAGUCUUCAGUUUCAAGCUUCAGAUACAUGGGAGGGGGAGAAAUGCAAAGUGCUAUGCCUGCUGACGAUAAUGGAGGUGGGCUGUUCUCUGAUUCUGAGUUAGGUUUUCAAUGGAGCCCUCAAGAAAGUUGUUUUCAUCCCGGAGGAUUAUUUGCAAGUGUAGGGCAGAUGGGAAGGGGAUUUGGCAUUUCAUCCAAUUCUUUAAGCCCAAAAGGCAACAGUGUGAAGCUUCCAUAUCCAAACCUGUACACAAAAUAUGUGUCAAUGCGAGAUUCUGGGUUUCAGAUUGUAGGGAUGCCAGAACUGGUAAUGGGUGAGGUUAGGGAGGUUGAAGAAGAGGGGUUGGGGAAGAAGAAGAAAAAUAAGAACAGGGCUGGUGGUGGUGGUCUUAAAUUGAAAAUUAGGAUUGCUAAUCCAUCAUUAGGGAGGUUGAUAAGCGGUGCGGUUGCUGGAGCAGUAUCAAGAACAGCGGUUGCUCCGUUGGAGACAGUUCGGACACAUUUGAUGGUUGGGAGCUGUGGACACUCCACAUCUGAAGUGUUCAAAACUGUGAUGAAGAUUGAUGGAUGGAAGGGUUUAUUCAGGGGUAAUUUGGUUAAUGUCAUUCGGGUUGCACCAAGCAAGGCUAUAGAGUUAUUUGCUUAUGAAACAGUUAAGAAGCACUUGACACCUAAAGUUGGAGAACAACCAAAACUCCCAAUUCCUGCCUCACCAAUUGCAGGAGCUGUUGCUGGAGUUAGCUCUACACUAUGCACAUAUCCCCUUGAGUUACUUAAAACUCGACUAACUAUCCAGAGGGGCGUGUACAAAAACCUCUUGGAUGCUUUCCUGAAAAUCAUACAAGAGGAGGGGCCUGCAGAACUAUAUCGAGGCCUCACCCCAAGUCUAAUUGGAGUUGUCCCAUAUGCUGCUACGAAUUAUUUUGCUUAUGAUACAUUAAGGAAAGGAUACAAGAAGGGUUUUAAGCAAGAGGAAAUUGGGAACUUAAUGACCCUCCUAAUUGGAUCUGCAGCCGGUGCAAUUUCUUGUAGUGCAACUUUUCCACUGGAGGUGGCUCGGAAACACAUGCAGGCCGGGGCUCUCAAUGGGAGGCAGUACAAGAGCAUGCUCCAUGCGCUCGCUAGCAUACUUGAAAAGGAAGGCCUUGCUGGUUUGUACAGAGGACUGGGUCCAAGCUGCCUGAAGUUGGUCCCCGCUGCUGGCAUUUCAUUCAUGUGCUAUGAGGCAUGCAAAAGAAUACUGAUCGAGAAAGAGGAUGAUCCAUAGCAAAUAUUAGAAACUUUAUUAUUGUUGACUCCUUUUUUAUAUUUUUUUGGGGGGAAGGGGAGGGGGGGGAGGUGAUGAGACAAAAAGGACUUUAUUCUAAGCUGUUAUUUAUGGAAGCUGAAAAAGAGAAGAGUGAUAUUUGAUUAAUGCAUUGGCUGCCUUGUCAUCACUUUUUGUUUUUUAUUUGAUUCAAGAAUUCAUUUGUCAAGAUGAGGGCAUGAAUUUGGAGUACAA